This is a messenger RNA of Nematolebias whitei (Rio pearlfish), 576 nucleotides long. RefSeq names its product solute carrier family 12 member 6-like. Gene Ontology annotation, cellular component: membrane. Gene Ontology annotation, molecular function: potassium:chloride symporter activity. Bases 1 to 576 code for a protein of 191 amino acids. Lineage: Eukaryota; Metazoa; Chordata; Actinopteri; Cyprinodontiformes; Rivulidae. The record is from RefSeq and is a predicted model, not a curated record. The transcript is spliced from 3 exons. Gene Ontology annotation, biological process: chloride transmembrane transport; chemical synaptic transmission; potassium ion homeostasis.
AUGAUCUCACGCUCGCUCGGUCCAGAGUUUGGAGGUGCUGUGGGGCUGUGCUUCUACUUGGGCACCACCUUUGCCUCUGCCAUGUACAUUUUAGGGGCAAUUGAAAUAUUCUUGAAAUAUCUGGUCCCUCAAGCAGCCAUUUUCCAUUCCACGGAGCCCCUUGGAAAUGACGGUGCCAUGCUUAACAACAUGCGGGUGUAUGGCUCGCUGUGCCUCAGCCUGAUGGCUGUGGUUGUUUUUGUUGGAGUCAAAUAUGUGAACAAGUUGGCUUCCCUUUUCCUGGCCUGUGUCAUUAUUUCGAUUGUUUCCAUUUACGCUGGGGCAAUCAAAUCCAUGACCCAUCCACCGGAAUUCCCGAUCUGCAUGCUGGGUAACAGGACUUUGGUGAGAGAUCGAUUUGAUGUGUGUGCCAAACCCGUGGUAAACGGAAACAUGACAGUACCCAGCCAGCUGUGGGACAGGUUCUGCCUACCAGGGAACAUGAGCAGUGCUCAGUGCGACGACUACUUCAUCCAGAACAACGUCACAGAGAUACAGGGCAUCCCCGGUCUGAGCAGUGGAAUUAUUAGAGGUUAA